GAGGAUUGCAUUAGCGCCGUCUCACUGUGGCUUAACCCCGCACCAAUAGUGGCAUUGCUUUCAUUCACACUCUCCUAACACACCUGAGCACCUUCAACCACCUUCAAUCCGACUUCCCCUUCUUUAUUACCAACAUCAACUGUUUUAAAUGACAACCACCGUCCCUUGCUUCUAGCUUCAAACAAUCAACAUACUACUAUCUCAAAUAAUGCAAUCAUGAUAUCCCCUUUCAUGGAUUCUCCAAAGCGAAAACGAAAUGAUCCCCAGGCACCAACACCACCGGGUUCCUCACCUAUGUGUCUCCAGACUUCGAUUGCUUUACCUCCAAUAUCUCCAGAAGAAGCUGGCCAAGGUAGUCCACGUACAAAAGUCGCAUACCACUUUCAGGGUCUUGCCCUUGAUGGACCCACCGAUGUAAACAAACUGAAUCUCAAGAAGAAGGGAUAUGAAGCAACCAAUGGUGAAUCUGAUAUGCGCAAAAGGGUAAAAAUGUUUGCUUCUAGAGAUGUGGAUAUGGCUGGGAGUACAGUCACUGAAAUUCCCGAGACACCACAAGCAAAACCCUUCAAGGCUGUCAUUGGGGAAGAGAGGAAAGUCGAUCCAAUAAUUCGGGAGAUGGGAAAUGAUAUUCGGCUUCAUAACGAGGUUGAUCCCAUAAUAUUUCGAGCCGGAUUAAGUGAUUCAAAAGAUAAAGAUGGUUUGGCAAGAGCAUAUCCAUCAAUUAAUCGAUUGGCCGAUUCUAAGUCUCGGGGAAAGAAGAGGAUGGGCACACCGCCAUUGUCUGAAGAUGCCAUGGAAGAAGAAAGAGAGGUUGUGGAUCCGGACCGAGCUACUUUGACAUGGCACCAUAAUGAAAUUACUGGACACAAACCAGACGAUCCAGAUGAUGAUGGAGAGGGAAUCAAUGGAAUUGGAUUUCGGCCAACGCCUGCUCUUGCUUAUGCUAGAACAGAAAGAAGGAAGCAACAGAUGGCGGAUUACAGGAGCCGGGAAGCAAGGGAAGCUCGAGCUCGAAGGAGUGAGAGAAGACGAGGAACAGAGGAAUCUGCCAGAAAGGAAGCUGAGAAGGUAGCCAGGAGAGUAAGAUUUAUUGAGUCUGAUAACCCAAAAAUCAUUUCAUCGUCUUGAGCUUUUAAUGUUGGAUUAUUUCAGGAGUUUGAUGGAAAUUAUGGUUACAGCGUUUGGUUUAUGAGCA
Botrytis cinerea B05.10 is the source of this 1195-nucleotide messenger RNA. RefSeq lists its product as hypothetical. Lineage: Eukaryota; Fungi; Ascomycota; Leotiomycetes; Helotiales; Sclerotiniaceae. The transcript has a single exon. The coding region runs from base 217 to 1128 and encodes 303 amino acids. The record is from RefSeq and is a predicted model, not a curated record.